Messenger RNA from Drosophila ficusphila, 1832 nucleotides. It is a transcript of the gene sad, whose product is annotated as cytochrome P450 315a1, mitochondrial. The record is from RefSeq and is a predicted model, not a curated record. Lineage: Eukaryota; Metazoa; Arthropoda; Insecta; Diptera; Drosophilidae. Bases 137 to 1699 code for a protein of 520 amino acids. Gene Ontology annotation, molecular function: monooxygenase activity; iron ion binding; heme binding. The transcript has 6 exons.
GGUCGAGUCAGUCUGCCCCUGGCCUGGCCCUUUAUCGGGACGGGACGCAUUUAACCGUGAGCGUGAUCGUGAUCGUGAGCGUUGCAGUUGAGCAGGUGCAGGUGGCUACCCCCCGCUGCCACCGUGACGUACAGCGAUGAGAGUGAAGAGGGAGCGGCCGGGCCCGCUGCGCUGGCUGCGCCACCUGCUCGACCAGCUCCUGGUGCGAGUCCUCAGCCUGAGCCUCUUCCGCGCGCGGUGCCAGCCCGAAGAUCCUCCUGCGGACAGCUUUCCCGAGCCGGAAAUAACAGACGUUGCAAAAUACGUGCCCAUUCCAAGGGUUAAGGGGUUGCCGAUGGUCGGGACCCUACUGGAUCUAAUUGCCGCCGGUGGAGCCACUCACCUUCAUAAAUAUGUUGAUGCCCGGCACCGGCAGUAUGGACCGAUCUUCCGGGAGCGGUUAGGUGGCACUCAGGAUGCAGUGUUCGUAUCGUCAGCGAAUCUGAUGCGCGGAGUCUUCCAGCACGAGGGUCAGUAUCCCCAGCAUCCGCUACCGGAUGCCUGGACGCUGUAUAACCAACAGCAUGCCUGCCAACGUGGUCUGUUCUUCAUGGAGGGCGCCGAGUGGCUGCACAACCGACGCAUACUUAAUCGCCUGCUGCUCAACGGAAAUUUGAAUUGGAUGGACGUGCAUAUUGAGAGCUGUACCAGACGGAUGGUGGAGAAGUGGAGAAAACAAACGGCAGAGGUAGCUGCUGUUCCGGCAGAGGAGGGUGGCGAGACCCGGAGCUACGAGCUGCCCCUGCUGGAGCAACAGCUAUACCGUUGGUCCAUAGAAGUCCUCUGCUGCAUCAUGUUCGGCAGCAGCAUCCUCACCUGCCCCAAGAUCCAGGCCGCCCUGGACUACUUCACACAGAUUGUGCACAAGGUUUUCGAGCAUAGCUCGCGGCUGAUGACAUUCCCGCCCAGAUUGGCCCAGAUGUUGCGCCUGCGCGUCUGGAGCGAAUUCGAGGCGAAUGUGGAUGAGGUGCUGCGCGAGGGAGCUGGCAUCAUCGACUACUGCAUUGGAGUGCAAGAGGAGCUUAGACAUCCUCAUGACGAGGCGCUUUACCAUCGUCUGCAGGCGGCGGAGGUUCCAGCCGAGAUGAUCAAGCGGAUAUUUGUCGACUUGGUCAUAGCAGCAGGUGACACGACCGCCUUCAGCAGCCAAUGGGCUUUGUUUGCCCUUUCCAAGGAGCCGCGACUGCAGAAGCGCCUGGCGAAGGAACGAGCCACUAAUGAUUCUCGCCUGCUUCAUGGCUUGAUCAAGGAAUCCCUGCGUCUUUACCCUGUGGCUCCCUUCAUCGGUCGCUACCUGCCUCAGGAUGCGCAAUUGGGAGGUCACUUUAUCGAAAAAGAUACGAUGGUGCUGCUCUCCCUGUACACGGCAGGUCGCGAUCCAUCACACUUCGAGCAGCCGGAGCGAGUGCUGCCGGAGCGUUGGUGCAUCGGCCAGUCGGAGCAGGUGCAUCAGUCGCACGGCAGCCUGCCCUUCGCCAUCGGCCAGCGGUCUUGCAUCGGCCGCCGUGUGGCACUCAAGCAGCUCCACUCCCUGCUUGGCCGCUGCGCUUCCCAGUUCGAGAUGAGCUGCCUCAACGAGAGGCCCGUCGACAGCGUACUCCGCAUGGUCACCGUGCCCGACCAGAUCUUGCGGUUGGCCCUCCGGCCGAGAACCGAGUGAUACAGUCAUACACGCAUUAACAUAAUCAUAAUACUAACAGUAAUGGUAAUCAUAAUCGUAGUUUCUUUAGUUUUAUACAAAUAUAUAAAUUUCACACCUUUAGUAAUCUAUCUAGUAAAAAACUUCAAAUUAA